Molecule: messenger RNA, 2574 nt
Organism: Hippocampus comes (tiger tail seahorse)
Lineage: Eukaryota; Metazoa; Chordata; Actinopteri; Syngnathiformes; Syngnathidae
Gene: prpf39
Product: PRP39 pre-mRNA processing factor 39 homolog (yeast)
Exons: 13
Coding region: 119-2488 (789 amino acids)
Biological process (GO): mRNA 5'-splice site recognition; RNA processing
Cellular component (GO): U2-type prespliceosome; U1 snRNP; commitment complex
Molecular function (GO): protein binding; pre-mRNA 5'-splice site binding
Source: RefSeq, a predicted model, not a curated record
GCGCACUGCCCGUUUGUUUUUUGCCAGUUGAGAAAAAGAUGGUGGACGAAGCACGCCGCACCGUCGUAGUUUAGAUAGCGUGGCAAAGAAAGACACUUCAGGUUCGAUAAAAGAGUACAUGGAAGCCCCUGCAGGCCUUCACAUCUCAGAAGAACCCAUCACUGGAAUGCUAGAAUCAGAGCCCCGUGCCAUGGAGUCGAAUGGAGAAGUGUACCCUCCUGCUCUAAACCAAACCGCAGACUGGACCAUGGAGCAAGCCCCCCCACAGCCCAGCAUGGAUUCAGUUUCUGGGGCAGGAGACCACCCCAAUCCGCCGUUGCCUCCGCCUCCUCCCCCUCCUCCGGAGCUGGCCCCUGUGGAGAAAAGCGUGGAACAGGUUCAGGUCGCCAAUGCAUCACUGUAUCCGGAAGAGCCACCGCCACCUCCGCCGCUUCCACCGCAGCCCUCGGAACAGCCGCCGGAGCAAAAAGCAGAGUCCCUGGAAGGUCAGCCGCACACACAAGAAGUGACCAAUCAAGAUGGCACAGAGGCGUCUCAAUCCGCCGACGACGGCAUGGAGCUUGAGGAGGCCACCAAAGAUGUCGCUCCAGAAGCCGUCGCUCACGAAGCUGCCGCCCAAGAAGUCGCCGUUCAAGAAGCCAUCCUUCCUACACAGCCGGAGCUCCCCAGCGAGUUUGAAAAACUCUUGAGAGGAUGCGAAGACAACCCGGAGGACUUCAACGCCUGGGUCUACCUGUUGCAAUAUGUCGAGCAAGAGAAUAUCCUCGAAGCAGUGAGGAAAUCAUUUGACGUUUUCCUUCUGCGCUAUCCAUACUGCUACGGGUACUGGAAGAAGUACGCGGACAUUGAGAAAAGGCACGGCUACAUUCAUGUGGCAGAAGAGGUGUACCGGCGAGGCUUGCAGGCCAUCCCGCUCAGCGUGGACCUUUGGCUGCACUACAUGACCUACAUCAAGGAGAACUCUGACACGAGCGACCCAGAGACAGAGGGACGGAUUCGAGCGGCGUACGAACAUGCCGUUUUGGCCGCUGGAACAGACUUCCGCUCAGACCGCCUUUGGGAGUCCUUCGUCAUCUGGGAGACGGAACAGGGAAAGCUUGCGAAUGUCACCGCCAUCUACGACCGCAUCCUGGGCAUCCCCACGCAGCUCUACUCGCAGCACUUACAAAAGUUUAAAGAUCACGUUCAGAACAACAACCCCAAACAUUUCCUGUCGGAGGAGGAGUUUGUCAAGUUCAGGCUGGAGCUCUCCAAAGCCAACCUGGCCACCAUGGUGGGAGAAGACGGAGAAACGCCCGCCAACCAGGAGGAGCUGCCGCCCGGCACGGAGGAUCUCGCUGACCCCGCCAAGAGAGUGACAGAGAUCGAGAACAUGCGCCACAAAGCCAUCGAGGCUCGACAGGAAGUGUUCAACCUCAACGAGCACGAAGUCAGCAAGCGCUGGGCCUUUGAGGAAGGGAUCAAGAGGCCCUACUUCCACGUGAAAGCCCUGGAGAAGACGCAGCUGAACAACUGGCGGGAAUACCUGGACUUUGAGAUGGAGAACGGCACUCCGGAGCGUGUGGUUGUUCUCUUUGAACGCUGCCUCAUCGCUUGUGCUCUAUAUGAAGAGUUCUGGAUCAAGUACGCCAAAUACCUGGAGGCCUUCAGCACGGACGGCGUUCGGCACGUCUACCGGAAGGCCUGCACCGUCCACCUGCCCAGGAAGCCCGCCAUUCACCUACUCUGGGCUGGCUUUGAGGAACAGCAGGGGAACGUCGAAGGUGCCAGCAUCAUCCUCAAGACCCUGGAGACGGUGGUGCCCAACCUGGCCAUGGUGCGUCUGCGGCGGGUCAGCCUGGAGCGCCGGCGCGGCAAACUGGAUGAGGCGGAGGCGCUUCUGAAAGAGGCGGUGGAGUCCUCCAAGACCGCCUUGGAGACGUCCUUCUAUGCCGUGAAGCUGGCGCGGCAGUUCCUCAAGGUGCAGAAGAGCCUGAGCAAGGCCAGGAAAGUGCUGCUGGACGCCAUCGAGCGAGAUCAGACGUGUCCAAGGCUGUACCUCAACCUGCUGGAGCUGGAGUUCAGCGGCGACGUGACACAGAACCAGCCUGAGAUUCUGGCCUGCUUCGACCGGGCCCUGAAGAGCCCCAUGGAGAUGGAGUCGCGCCUCCUCUUCGCCCAGCGCAAAGUGGAAUUCCUCGAGGACUUUGGCAGCGAUAUCCACGCCCUGGUGGCCGCUUACGAGGAACACCAGAACCUGCAGAAGGAAGUCGACUUAUCAAAGAGGAAUGCGGAGAAUGGCUACGACAGUUCUCAGGAACCCGAUGCCAAGCGGCAGCGCGUGGACGACGGCUCCAUGGCCGCCGCCGGGGCUGACAUGCAAGCCAACAGCGCGUACAAUUACAACAACUGGUACCAGCAACAGUAUGGCGCCUGGGGCCAAAAUUCGUGGGGCCAGUACAACCAAUACGCCCAGUAUAACCAGUACUACCCUCCUCCUCCAACAUGAUGGCCACCACCGUGAUCGUGAGCUCUCAUGGGAGAAUGUGUCUAGCUUUUCAAAUUAAGACAACCAGCACCGCGUUUCCAAAAGAU